Olea europaea var. sylvestris is the source of this 1615-nucleotide messenger RNA. RefSeq names its product E3 ubiquitin-protein ligase MARCH1. Bases 358 to 1275 code for a protein of 305 amino acids. Lineage: Eukaryota; Viridiplantae; Streptophyta; Magnoliopsida; Lamiales; Oleaceae. Gene Ontology annotation, molecular function: zinc ion binding. The transcript is spliced from 6 exons. The record is from RefSeq and is a predicted model, not a curated record.
AAAUGAAUAACGGUCUAACUAUUCAACGUCGUCUCGGAUUCGACUAUUUCAACGCAACGUGACAUUCAAGCCUCGAAUAAAAGUCAAUUCUUAGGUUGUUGCUAUGUCAUCGAAAUCUUAUCCCAAUACAUCGAAUUUUUCUUUUCGGCUUCUCGGUAAGCUGCAGCCACCGCACCGCCACCAGUGGACGGCGUGAUCACGGCUUUGUCCAUAUCCCACUUCCAUAAGAAUACUACAAAUCCUGAAUUCCGUGAAUCUGAAUUAAAUUCUAUAUAUCUGCCGAUUUGUGAUUAAGAUAUAAUCUAGGGUUCCGGAGUGCAGUUUCUUCUAUCUCUGUGUUUGGGAAAUUGAAUUGAGAUGAAUAAUUUGCAGAUGGAAAUGGCACCAGUGGGUGCGGAGAGUCAUGGGGAUUCUGAUCCCCUGCUUAAGGAGACUACAGGAUCAUCUGGGAGCUCUAGUUGCGAGAUAGAAAAUGAACCUGACGUUGAAACUGCUUCCUUGCCUUGUUGCAGAAUUUGCCUCGAGUGCGAUGGUCAGGAUGAUGAUGAAUUGAUAUCUCCGUGCAUGUGCAAGGGCACUCAGCAGUUUGUGCAUCGCUGUUGCCUUGAUCACUGGCGGUCUGUUAAGGAAGGAUUUGCCUUUUCACAUUGCACAACCUGCAAAGCUCAAUUUCAUCUACGAGUGGCAGAUUUGGAGGACAACUCUUGGCGCAAAAUAAAAUUCAGACUUUUUGUGGCUCGUGAUGUAUUUCUUGUAUUUGUGGCUGUACAAACUGUGAUUGCUGCAAUGGGUGGCUUUAUAUACCUCAUGGACAAGGAUGGAACGUUUAGGAAUACAUUUAAUGACAGUUGGGACCGGAUACUGUCAAAGCAUCCUAUUCCAUUUUACUAUUGCAUAGGAGUCGUUGCUUUCUUUGUGCUGAUCGGGUUUGUUGGUCUCAUAUUGCAUUGCUCCAUAAACACCAAUGACCAACGGUUUGCUGGCUGUCAGAACUGUUGUUAUGGCUGGGGCCUCUUGGAUUGUUUUCCUGCAUCAGUGGAAGCAUGCUUUGUUCUGGUUAUCAUAUUUGUUGUUGUCUUUGCCAUUCUUGGCAUUGCCUAUGGUUUCCUUGCCACCACCAUGGCGAUUCAGAGGAUCUGGCAGAGGCACUACCAUAUCCUCACUAAGAGAGAACUCACACAGGAGUAUAUAGUGGUGGAUCUUUGUGGCUGUUACUCGCCUCCCAAACUCAAUCCGGAACAUGAAGACCGUCUGAGAACCCUUAAGCUGCUGUAAGGAAUCUAGAGUCAAUGACUCCUGAACCUCUGCUACAUGUCUCUCCAAAUCAGAGAUGACUUGAAUGAUAUCAUGUUUUUCUUUGUUACUUACCUUAGCUGGACUUUUGAGUGGCAAAGAAGAUCUAGUCAAUGUCAAUGUGGCCUUCAAUUGCCUUGGGGAUGGUGGUGUACUUGAUGAAUUUAUCUCAGAAAAGAUUGAUGUCUGGCUUACAUUUUAUCCUUCUUGUUUCUUCUGUAUAUAUGAAGGCAAUUAUAAGAAUUUAUAUUGGAAUCGUGUAGUAUCGUAGUACUUGCAUUGAGGGGAAUCCUGCACAACUUUAGAAUAACGAUUUUCUUAA